UAUUAUUUUCUUUUACUCGAGACUUUUGUCGACCACUUGCAGCCGUGGACUGCGGCUGCCUCUCCUGUGCUGAUUAGAGAGAGGGGGAGAGAGAGAGAGAGAGAGUUCCACGGUGACGCCACUCCAGCCAGAUUCCGCUCUCUACCGUCGUCCCGUCCUCUCCUAGAUGGCCCAGCGCCGCCUCGCCGUCCUCUCUUCCCACCUCCUCCAAACCGACCCUGUACUCCCAUCAGCCACGCACCGGCGGGCGGGGUCCGUCGAACCUUUGGAUCUCGCCUCCACUUCAUCCUGCUGCGCUGGCGGAGGCGACGCUGGACGGGAUGAGGAGAAGGGAUGCGUCUUUUGUAGGAUCAUCCGUGAUGAAUCCCCCGCAUUCAAGCUUUAUGAAGAUGAUGUAUGCAUCUGUAUUUUGGACUCUAACCCAUUGAUUUUGGGGCACUCGCUUAUCAUCCCAAAGUCACAUUUUCCUUCACUGGAAGCGACUCCACCUCCUGUUGUAGCAGCCAUGUGUUCCAAGAUACCAUUUCUCAGCAGUUGUAUAAUGAAAGCUACUCGAUGUGAUUCAUUCAAUUUAUUGGUCAACAAUGGAUCAGCGGCAGGGCAAGUAAUAUUUCAUACUCAUCUUCACAUAAUUCCUCGAAAAGCAGGAGACGAACUAUGGCGUUCUGAGAGUUGUAGAAGGCACCCCAUCGAAUCAAACCAGGAAAUCGACCAUCUCGUGAAUUCAAUCAGGCAUCUGGUUUCUUCUUCUUCUUCUUCUUCCCAGCAAUAGCUGCCGAUCUAAUACACGGAUCGUCCCAAAGAUUCUGCAAGAUUAGGGAUCCCAACUUGAAGAUUAGAUGCUUGGGAGGUCCUCCAGCAUGGGAUGGUAGAUAAAGAAGAGUGUUUCCAAACAAGCAUUUGAACAUGGAGUUGAUUUCAUUACCAUCACAGUGCGUCCAACACACUCCCUUCCCAUCCUCCACCUGAUCUCAAUGAAGGCUGCUCAGAGUCUGCAAGCGGUCGAUGGCGUCGAGCUCGCGAGCAGGCGCUUCUUCUUACGGCGGCGGCGGCAGCGGCAGCGGGGUGCAGGCACUUGCAGUCGACGCAGACCCAGGCCACCAUGUUCUCCCUCGAACCGUGCUACUCCUUUGAGCUCCUCAGGGCAUCAGCUUCGAGCUGUAUGUAGGUCAACGCUGCAAGUCCUGGUUCGACGACCAGGCGUUCGUGCUCUCGCUUAAGAUCCAUGGAGGCGGGCCAAGUGCAAGCUCGGGAGCGUGGAUGACACAUUCAUCCUCGUACAGCUACACCAUUGACUCCCUUUGAACUCGUUCGAGUGGGUGAGCGAGCAUUCAUGAGCAGUUGGUGCCCACAAGACAACAGCCUGUGGUGUGAUGUGACUUCUACAGCUCCACCAGCAGCAACCACUACAAUAAAUUAAGGCAUUUAAGAUCACAGUUACGGUUGCAUGUUUGCUGUCACCUACCUACAGAAGAUGAGCCUCGGGACUUGGCAUCGAAGCUUUUCUGUAGAGCCUACGAGGUUUGAUUGCAACAAUGGGAUCUCAGGUUCAAUGGGAAUUGAAUUUGAUCGGGUGUGGCAUUGGGCGAUUAUGAGAGCCUUCCUGCAGCAAACGCUCAGGCAUUUCCAGAUGCUAAUGCUAUCCUUUCUUCCUCAAACAGAUAAGAAGAGACAGGACUUCUGCUCAUGCCAAAUAUCAUCGACAUCUUCGCUUCAUCAAAUCACUGAUACAAGCAAGUUCCCCAGGUCUUCCUGAUCUGCCUGCCGAGAAAUCUUUGCAGUCCAAAGAAGACCAUCAUCACAUCCAUCCAUUGACAGUACCUUCUUCCACCGCACCCAUUCUCCCUCUGGCUGUUGAAGAACAUGGCAGCAACAGGAUCCCCGAGGUUGUAGACUGCUGCAAAGUCUCUUGUGCUGAAGUUUUGCCUCCAUCCCGGUGCAUAGAUUGUUUGCCGGACGGAUUGCCGGAACAGCACAAACACAAAGCGAUGGAUUCCAGAGAUGGGUCGGGGACUCUCAUAGGUGGAAGACGAAUCAAACUCGAAACAUCAAAUUAAUGGAUUUUCUUUUUCAACUGUGAUUUGGACAAAAUCCGAACACAAAAUCUUUCGCGUUUGUGUUCGAUGAUAAUAGAUUGAGGCAUGAUGUUAGUAGAAUAUUACCCUCUUAUUUGGAUUUA
Musa acuminata AAA Group (dessert banana) is the source of this 2179-nucleotide messenger RNA. Its product is annotated as adenylylsulfatase HINT3-like. Gene Ontology annotation, molecular function: adenylylsulfatase activity. Gene Ontology annotation, biological process: purine ribonucleotide metabolic process; sulfur compound metabolic process. The transcript is spliced from 15 exons. The coding region runs from base 167 to 772 and encodes 201 amino acids. NCBI's taxonomy places the organism in Eukaryota, Viridiplantae, Streptophyta, Magnoliopsida, Zingiberales, Musaceae. The record is from RefSeq and is a predicted model, not a curated record.